UAAUUAAAAUUGAUCGCUGUAUUUCAAUUGAAAAUCUUAAGAAUCAAGAAUCAAUAUGGACUGUUUUUCUUUAAAGAAACUUAAAAAACAAGAAGUUAAAUUAUUAUUACUGGGCACAGCUGGUUCUGGUAAAUCGACUUUUAUACGGCAAAUGCGUAUUCUAUAUGACAAUGGCUACAGCGAUGAGGAAAGAAGGCAUUAUAUUAAAUUGAUACAUGAAAAUAUCUUAACUUCUAUGCAAAAUAUGAUAGCUGCCAUGGAAUCAUUAAAAAUCGAUUAUGAGAAGAGUAACAAUGCUACAAAAAACGUUAUGCUCAUUAAGAAUAUAAAUUCCGAAAGUAACGCCUGUUUGGAAGAUCCCUAUUUGACAGUAAUUAAAGAACUAUGGAACGACAAGGGCAUACAAAACUGCUAUAUGCGACGUAAUGAAUAUCAAUUACACGAUUCCACUAAAUACUAUAUGAACGAAAUUGAUCGCAUUGCAUUGACCGAUUAUAUGCCCACGGAUCAGGAUAUAUUGAGAGCGUAUAUACCGAGUACGGGUUUAAUUAAGUACCCGUUUAAAGUGAACAGUCGAAAAUUUCGUAUGAUAGACGUGGCUGGCUCAAGAUCGGAGCGAAAAAAAUGGUGUAAUUGUUUUGAAUAUGUAGGAACCAUAUUAUAUUUCGUAGCCAUUUCGGAAUAUGAUCAGGUUCUAGAGGAGCACGAACAAUCUAAUCGUCUUAAGGAAUCUCUAAACGUUUUCAAAACCGUUACAAAUAAGUUUAAUGAUAUACCAAUUAUAUUGUUCUUUAACAAAGUCGAUUUGUUUGAAGAGAAAAUUAUGUACUCACAUUUGGAAGCGGUUUUUCCACAAUUUAAGGGACCCCGAUGUGAUAGCAAAGCGGCUCUUCAGUUUAUAGCGGAUAUGUUUUUAGAAGUGCGAUCGCAAACGUUCUAUUAUCCUACCUGCGCCACAGACACCGAUAAUAUUAAAAUCGCCUUUAACGCUUUAGAGUUUUUAAUGGUUUAAG
Molecule: messenger RNA, 1013 nt
Organism: Calliphora vicina (urban bluebottle blowfly)
Lineage: Eukaryota; Metazoa; Arthropoda; Insecta; Diptera; Calliphoridae
Product: guanine nucleotide-binding protein subunit alpha-11-like
Exons: 1
Coding region: 56-1012 (318 amino acids)
Biological process (GO): adenylate cyclase-modulating G protein-coupled receptor signaling pathway; phospholipase C-activating dopamine receptor signaling pathway; action potential
Cellular component (GO): heterotrimeric G-protein complex
Molecular function (GO): G protein-coupled receptor binding; G-protein beta/gamma-subunit complex binding; GTPase activity
Source: RefSeq, a predicted model, not a curated record